AUGCCGCUCAAUGGCAACUCUUCUGCUGUGGCGCACACUUGCCAGAAUGCUUCGCUCAUCGCUUUGAGCCUUUUCUUCCUGCCGCUUGAUUUCUUUGUGCUGUUCCUCAGCUAUUCGGUGCGUUCCUUCUGGAGUACCAAAGAUGGGUUUAGAGGAGCUCGCAAUGUUGAAGCCCGCAAGACCAUUCUCGUCACGGGCAUUGGCAUGACCAAAGGCCUUGUCCUUGCAAGAGCGUUCAGCAGAGCUGGGCACAAAGUCAUUGGAGCUGACUUUGAACCAAAUGGAGCUCUUGUGCCUGGGAGGGUGUCGAAUUCGCUCGCUGCAUUCCACCGUCUGCAGAAACCGGAUGCUGGUCGAGGAUCUAUGCCAUACAUCCAAGGAUUGCUUGAUGUAAUCUUGAGAGAGGAGGUUGACCUUUGGGUCAGCUGUUCCGGAGUCGCGUCCGCAGUCGAGGAUGGUGAGGCGAAAGAGGUUAUUGAGAAUCGCACAGACUGCCAAGCUGUGCAGUUCGACGUGGCCACGACCCAGACGCUGCAUGAGAAACACACGUUCAUCGAUCACACCAGCGAGCUUGGUCUGACAGUGCCAGAGACGCACACCGUCACCAGCAGGGCGGCUGUCGAUGAAGCUCUGGAACAAGCCACUCCAGGACGCAAGUUCAUCAUGAAGCCAAUUGGCAUGGACGACUCUGCCAGAGGUGACAUGACCUUGCUUCCAUUGAAGACCAGGGAAGAGACAUCCAGGCACCUUGAUAAGCUGAAAAUAUCGGACAAGUCGGCCUGGAUACUGCAGCAGUUCGUGCGAGGCAGCGAGUAUUGCACCCAUGCUGUGAUUAUCAAAGGCAAGGUGAAGGUCUUCGUUGCGUGUCCGUCGGCGGAGCUGCUCAUGCAUUACGAAGCUUUGGCACCAGAUUCAGCUCUGAGUAGAGCGAUGCUGAAGUUCACCGAAGAUUACGCUGAGAAGGGCGGACCUGGAUUCACGGGGCACUGUUCGUUCGACUUCCUCGUAGAAGACACAUCGCCGACCGACCCCUUACGGCUCGUCCUGUAUCCCAUCGAGUGCAACCCACGAGCACAUACCGCCGUCGCAUUAUUCAACGGGACUCCUGGGAUGGUCGACGGAUAUCUCAGUCUGCUUGACGACAACGCCGACGGAUCGAAAACGAAAACAUCGAUGGUUGUGACUCCUGCGCAUCAGGACAAGUACUAUUGGGUGGGACACGACCUCGUGACGCGUCUCUUGCAGCCUUUGAUGCGUCUGCUGUUACUCCAGUCAUCAGUAGAGGACUUCGCCAAGGCCGUGCGCGAGGUCGUGAUGCAUCUCCUGCUGUGGCGAGAUGGGACGUUCGAUGUGCGAGAUCCCUUGCCGUGGUUCUACCUGUACCACGUGUACUGGCCUAUGCAGUUCCUGAGCUGCAUCAUGACGGGAAAGAGAUGGAGUCGCAUAAACGUCAGCACGCUCAAGAUGUUUGAGUGCUGA
Molecule: messenger RNA, 1479 nt
Organism: Fulvia fulva
Lineage: Eukaryota; Fungi; Ascomycota; Dothideomycetes; Mycosphaerellales; Mycosphaerellaceae
Exons: 1
Coding region: 1-1479 (492 amino acids)
Molecular function (GO): ATP binding; metal ion binding
Source: RefSeq, a predicted model, not a curated record